Molecule: messenger RNA, 1468 nt
Organism: Peromyscus eremicus (cactus mouse)
Lineage: Eukaryota; Metazoa; Chordata; Mammalia; Rodentia; Cricetidae
Gene: Mrpl4
Product: mitochondrial ribosomal protein L4
Exons: 9
Coding region: 69-953 (294 amino acids)
Biological process (GO): translation
Cellular component (GO): ribosome
Molecular function (GO): structural constituent of ribosome
Source: RefSeq, a predicted model, not a curated record
GUCAUCAACGCUCGCCGUGAGCGUCCAGAGGGCCUGAGCGAGGUCUCGGCUGUGCGGUUUGACCCGAGAUGCUGCGGUUGUUCCGGGCCGCUUCGCAGGCCUGGCUUCGACCCUCUGGCUCCCGGGUCCUCAACUCGCUAGCGGAGGACGCGGCACGGCCAGCCGAGAGCGCGGAGCCGGGGGAUAACGUGGGCCUCCUCGAUCCCGUGUUGCGCAAGUGCGAGCUUCGGAUCCCGGCGCCCCGGCGCCCGGUGCAGGCCUGGGUCGAGUCGCUGCGAGGCUUCGAGCCGGAGCGCGUCGGCCUGGCAGAGCUGCACCCUGAUGUGUUUGCCACGGCGCCCCGGCUGGACAUUCUGCACCAGGUUGCCACCUGGCAGAAGAACUUCAAGAGAAUCAGCUACGCUAAGACCAAGACCAGGGCUGAGGUGAGUGGUGGUGGCCGCAAGCCCUGGCGACAGAAAGGCAGUGGCCGUGCCCGGCAUGGCAGCAUCCGUUCCCCCCUAUGGCGGGGAGGAGGCGUAGCCCAUGGUCCCCGGGGCCCUACAAGCUACUACUACAUGUUGCCCAUGAAAGUGCGGGCACUGGGCCUCAAGGUGGCCUUGACCGUCAAGCUGAUGCAGGAUGACCUCCACAUUGUGGAUUCCCUGGAGCUGCCCACUGCAGACCCUCAGUACCUGACAGAGCUGGCCCAGUACCGCCACUGGGGGAGUUCCGUGCUCCUUGUAGACUUGGCACAUGAGGAGAUGCCCAAGAAUGUUGUGGCGGCCACCUCUGGGCUCAAGAGUUUCAACCUGAUCCCUGCAGUCGGCCUGAAUGUGUACAGCAUGCUCAAACACCAGACUCUGGUCCUCACCCUGCCUUGCGUCGCCUUCCUGGAGGACAAGCUACUCUGGCAGGAUUCAAGAUACACUCCACUCUACCCCUUCCGCUUGCCCUACAAUGACUUCCCCUAACCCUGCCCUGGUCACCUAGAGGCCCACUCCACUUGGGGGCCAAGUCAGCACACCAGCAAUCCUGCAAAAAAGCUGUUCCCUGGAAGCUGCUGAGCCUUGGUGCCAGGAGGGGUAACUGCACAGAGCCAAGAAGAGUGCCUCCCUGGGGAUCUCUUUUGUCACAUUAAAAUGAACCCUGUUUUUCACAAUACUUGGAAAUGGAGGUGGUCACUGUGUGUGGGAUUCUAUCAACUCUUAGGCUGUUCAUCCUAGGUACCUCUCCUCCAGGGCUCACAACCUGCUUUGAUGGCAGCCUUGGGGCUGCCAAUACAAAUUGCCGGGAGGAACUUCUUCCUGCUGAGGCAGAUGCUGGAGUGUGCGUGGGUGCCAAGCUGGCAGCCUGCAUUCACUCCUAGGAGGGUCUGCCACCUGUGUGCCACGCAGGCUGCUUCUGACAGCUUCAGGCACAGAAUCAGACUAGCCAAUGUCUCGUGUUCUUAUGAUAAAACAAAUAAAUCUGUUUAAAGACACCAUAA